CUUGCGCUGGGCAGCGCUGGCAGGGCCCAAGAGCUGGGCACCAGGCAUUGCAGGCCGCGGACAGGACAGGCGAGCCUCGAGGAGAGAUGCCAGGCAAGCAGCCCAAGCCUGGGCCGGCGGAGGGGGCAGCCUCGGAGGACGGUGCUGAGGACAGCCUUGGCGGCCUCACGCCCGAGGAGCUGCAGCAGGGCCAGGCUGCAGCGCUGGCGCUGGAGGACAGGAUGGCGCUGAGUGCGCAGACGCUGGUGCGCGCCGAGGUGGAGCAGCUCUACCGGGAGGUUCGGCCCCUGGGCCAGGGCCGCUUUGGCCGUGUCGUACUGGUCACUCACCGUGAGAAAGGCACGUCCCUGGCACUGAAGCAGCUCCCAAAGCCCUCCACGUCCCUGCGCAGCUUCCUCUAUGAGUUCUGCGUGGGCCUCGCGCUGGGCCCCCACCCGGCCAUUGUGGCGGCCUAUGGCAUUGGCAUCGAGUCGGCUGGCUCCUACAGCUUCCUCACAGAGCCUGUCCUGCACGGGGACCUCAUUGCCCUCAUCCAGCCCAAGGUGGGGCUCCCCCAGCCUGCAGCCCAGCGCUGCGCAGCUCAGCUGGCCUCCGCCCUAGAGCACAUCCAUGCCCACGGCCUGGUGUACCGGGACCUAAAGCCGGAGAAUGUGCUGGUGUGUGAUCCCGCCUGUCAGCAUGUCAAGCUGGCUGACUUCGGCCACACGAGGCCCCGCGGGACCCUGCUGCGCCUGGCCGGACCGCCCAUCCCCUACACGGCCCCUGAGCUAUGCGCCCCACCGCCGCUGCCUGAGGGGCUCCCCAUCCAGCCGGCCCUGGAUGCGUGGGCCCUGGGUGUCCUGGUCUUCUGUCUCCUCACUGGCUACUUCCCCUGGGACCAGCCACUGGAGGACACCGACCCCUUCUACGAGGACUUCCUGGCGUGGCGGGCCUCAGGUCAGGCCCAGGACCGGCCGCAGCCUUGGUUUGGCCUAGCACCCGCGGCUGACACCCUGCUGUGGGGGCUGCUGGACCCUCACCCACGAAGGAGGAGCCCUGUAGGUGCCAUCCAGGGAUACCUGGGGCAGCCCUGGCGACAGCGGGACCGGGAGGCCUCGGGGCUGGAAGUGGAGGCUGGGGAGGCUAGGCAGUGAGGCCUGCAGGCUCGGGGACUCAGGUGCCUCUGUCUCAGUGGACCCUCUUCCCCCACCCUGUGCAAGUCUAGGUCCUGGGGACAUACUGUGUCCUCUCAUCAUGACCCCCUCCUUCCCAAAGGGCCUUUGCCACCCCAUGGAGCUGUCCCUGUCCUCGACUAUCCUUUCCUCCUGCCCCUGAAUUCUCCACUGGCUGGGGCCUGGGGCCCACAUGCCCUCUGCUUUGUGUCCCUUUCUUCCUCUGUCUGCCUGAUUCCCAGGUUACCACAGGAGCGCACAGAGGUCUGGGGGUCCCAGCCUGCUCCAGGUGGACCCAGGCAAUGCCCCUGAACAAGUGAGCCCACAAAGAAGACUGGACUGGCACCCACCUGCCCCUCACUCACCCUGCCCUUCUCUCCCCCAGCCUUCUGUCCUCUCUGCAGGUCCCCUCCCCACUCUGUGUUGUGUUCCCUGGGCACCGCCUCUGUGACUCGCUUCUCCUCUCCUGCCCCCUGCAAAUAAAACCCACUUGGCCCUCAGGCUGAGGGAGGCCGA
Molecule: messenger RNA, 1667 nt
Organism: Octodon degus (degu)
Lineage: Eukaryota; Metazoa; Chordata; Mammalia; Rodentia; Octodontidae
Gene: Sbk2
Product: SH3 domain binding kinase family member 2
Exons: 4
Coding region: 87-1133 (348 amino acids)
Biological process (GO): peptidyl-serine phosphorylation; peptidyl-threonine phosphorylation
Molecular function (GO): protein serine/threonine kinase activity; ATP binding
Source: RefSeq, a predicted model, not a curated record